UUCGACGGGUGCAGCCCUUGUUCAGUCUGUCAGCGGAAUAAGUCGGAUCUAUACGCGCCCAAAAUAAGGAUAUAUCGUAGUUAACAAAAGAAAAAGGAGAUCUUUAUCCUUUGCCUAUAUCCUUUGGAUUCCGAACUAAGUUUAAAAAGGAUACGCGGUUGGUGAUAAGUUAGUGACUUGAAAAAAUAUAAAUAAUUUUUCCGUUCAGUUGGGCCCUUUUACAGACUGACCUGCCUCCAAUCCUGAUCUGAACAUAGCCCCCAGGAUGCCUAAUAAAAAGAAAGCACAGGCGGAGAGCGCGGCAGGCAAAGACGGAGAUAUUGUGAUCUCGGGACUAUCUGGAAAACUGCCUGAGAGCAGUAACAUAGAGGAGUUCAAGUAUAACUUGCUCAAUGGAAUUGAUAUGGUCACAGAUGAUCCCCGUCGCUGGGAAGCAGGGAUUUAUGGUCUUCCGGAGCGCAUGGCCAAAAUGAAGGACACGGACCUGGAGAAGUUCGACGACAAAUUCUUCAGCGUUCACCAGAAGCAGGCGGAGCUCAUGGAUCCCUGUAUGCGAAUGCUCCUCGAGCUGACCCACGAGGCGAUCAUCGAUGCGGGCAUUAAUCCCGCUCAGCUCCGAGGCAGUCGAACCGGCGUCUACAUAGGCCUGUCCUUCGUGGAGACAGAGCACGAGAUCCCCAACAUGGAGCCCAGCAGCAUAAAUGGGUAUUGCCUGACGGGAUGUGCGAGGGCCAUGUUUGCUAACCGGAUCUCCUACACCUUUGACUUCAAGGGUCCCAGCUUCAUAGUGGACACCGCGUGCUCCAGCUCGCUGGUGGCACUGAACCACGCCUUCGCGGAUAUGCGGGCGGGUCGCUGCGACUACGCCGUUGUGGCGGGCGUGAAUCUCAUACUGAAACCAAUCUUUGCCCUGCAGUUUCUCAGACUGGGAAUUGUAAGCCACGACGGCUCGUGCAAGACCUUCGAUGCAGCGGCCAACGGCUACGCCCGGGCAGACACCUGUGCCGUGGUCCUCCUCCAGCGCCGGAAGGAAGCCAAAAGGGUGUACGCCAGCAUCCUUAAUGUGCGCACAAAUACAGACGGGUUCAAGGAACAGGGGGUCACCUUCCCCGACGGCCGGAUGCAGCAGGCCCUGCUGGAGGAAACGUACAGUGAGAUCGGUCUGAAUCCGGAUGAGGUGGUGUACGUGGAAGCCCAUGGGAGUGGUACGCCCGUCGGCGAUGAUCAGGAGGCCAACAUGCUGAGCAACUUCUUCUGCCGUCCCUCGCGAUCGAGUCCUCUGCUUAUUGGAUCCGUCAAGUCCAACAUGGGGCACGCUGAACCGGCAUCUGGGGUCAGUGCUCUUGCCAAGAUGAUCAUUGCCAUGGAAGAGGGCGUCAUCCCCCGGAACCUGCACUACCGCACUCCCAAUCCAGCGGUGCCCGCUUUAGUUGAAGGCCGACUCAAGGUGGUGGAUAAAAACCUUCCAUGGCAGGGAGGAAUUGUGGGCCUGAACUCGUUUGGCUUUGGAGGAGCCAAUGCCCAUGUGGUACUAAAGUCCCAUACCAAAUCCAAAGCUCCCAAAUCAUCGAGCAACGGGUUAGAGGAGAAGCAAUCCUUGCGACUGGUGGUCUGCUCCGGUCGCACGGAGGAGGCAGUGCAGCAACUCCUAAAAGUGGCCACUGAUCAGUCGAAUGAUCGGGAGCUGCUUACCCUCAUUAAUGAUAUUCACUCGCAGACGAUUCCCCUGCAUCCUUUCAGAGGCUAUGCUGUCCUGGACUCCAGUGGCGCCGUCAAAGUGGAGGUGCUGCCCUUCGAGGAGGAGCCAAGACCCAUCUGGUUCGUGUACGCUGGCAUGGGCAGUCAAUGGGCCAGCAUGGCCAAGGACCUCAUGCAGCUGGAUGUGUUCCGCAAGUCUAUAGAAUCUUGUGCAGAGGUACUUGCCAAAGUGGACUUUGAUCUUAUAGACGUUCUAACUCGGUCCACGGAGCGGACUUUCGACAACAUGCUGUAUUCCUUCGUGUCCGUUUCCGCCGUCCAGGUGGCUCUUACGGAUUUACUAAAGACCUUGGACAUUCGUCCAGAUGGAAUCAUUGGCCACUCUGCCGGGGAACUGGGAGCUGCUUACAUGGAUGGUUGCCUGACGGCAGAACAGACUGUGUUGGCUGCCUAUUGGCGUGGCAGAAGCGUCCUGGACACGCCGGACUUGCCUCGCGGCAAGAUGGCAGCCGUGGGGCUAAGCUGGGACGAAAUUGCGGCCCACCUUCCAAAGGAUUGCUAUCCAGUGUGCCAUAAUAGCGACGAUAACUGCACGGUAUCUGGUCCAACGGCCUCCAUGGAUGCUGCCAUCAAGAGUCUGGCCGCGGAGGGUAUUUUUGUGAGGGAAGUGGGAUCAGGAGGCUAUGCUUUCCACAGUCCGUACAUCGAGGGAGCAGCUCCCAUGCUGCGCCGUAAUCUGGAGAAGCUGAUUAGGGACCCAAAGCAGAAGAGUCCUAAGUGGCUGAGCACCAGCGUCCACGAAGCGGAGUGGGGCUCGGAGAAGAAUAACCUGGCAUCCGCCGGAUACUUCAUCAACAAUUUGAUCUCGCCGGUACUCUUCCAUCAGGCUGUGAAGAAGAUUCCCAGUAACGCUGUCAUCGUGGAAAUAGCACCACAUGGUCUCUUCCGGGCUAUCCUCCGAUCUCUGAGUCCGCAAAUCAGCUACGUGAGUCUCAUGCAACGUGGCCAUGCCAACAACUUCGAGUUCCUCCUGAGCCAGCUUGGCAGGUUGUACGCUGCCGGGGGACAACCGCAAAUCCUAAAGAUCUCUCCUUCCGUUACUUACCCGGUGUCGCGAGGUACGCCCAUGCUGGGCUCCCAGAUUGGGUGGGACCACUCCCAGAAGUGGAACUACCCCAAGUUCAAGGGCGGUCGCCAGGCUGGACAACUAAGCGUGGAGCUGGACCUGGCCAAGGAGGAGAACACCUUCUUGGCGGGGCACACAAUUGAUGGAAGGAUUCUGUUCCCGGCCACGGGCUAUAUGACUCUGGCCUGGAUGAGUCUCGCCCAGCAGCAGGGAUUGGACUAUCUGCGCACUCCUGUUCUGUUCGAGGAUGUGGUCUUCCAUCGCGCCACUAUCCUAGGAGUGGGUACAGUCGUCAAACUGACUCUCAACUUCUUCCCAGGAAGUAGCAGCUUUGAAAUCUGCGAGGGCAGCAGCUUGGUAGCCUCCGGAAAAAUUCGGCUAGUUACUAACGUCCACCAGGAGCGACUGCAGCUGCCGUCUCUUCCGGGGAUUGCGGGUUCAAGCAAACUUGGCACCAAGGACAUCUACAAGGAGUUGAGGCUAAGAGGAUACGACUACAGUGGUGCUUUUCAGGGAAUCUUGGAAGCAGACAUCGCAGCCGUGACUGGCAAACUCCAGUGGAUGGACAACUGGAUCAGCUUCAUGGACACCAUGCUGCAGUUCCGCAUCUUGAGUAACGAUAUCCGGGAAUUGUAUGUGCCAACUGGCAUCGAACGAGCCCUGAUCGAUCCCUUGAAACAUCUGGAGCUGGCCAAGAAGCACCAACAGAAACUGCCCGUCAGCUGGCACAGCAACAUUUCGGUGGUCAAGUGCGGUGGCGUGGAAAUACACAAGAUGAAAACGGCCCAGACGCAGAGGCGAUCUGGGGGCCAAGCUGCUCCCAGUCUGGAACGUUAUAGGUACGUUCCCUACGUUCAACACUUGGGGCAGCGCGAGGAUCAGCAAAAGUCCAGGAGCACAGCUCUGGCUGUGGCUCUACAAACCAUUAUCGAAAACAGCGGCGGAGCUGUGAAACUCAAGGGCGUGGAGCUCGCCGGCACCCGCUCCAGUUUGGAUACUCUGAGUGCUGUGCAGCUUCUAGAACUAAUUGAGAGCGAGCCCAUUUUGGUAGGAGACUUGGCAGUGGUCACAAGCUCCACCAACGAGUCAGAGUUGGGUGAGCAAUUGAAGGAGCAUGGAAUUCGUGUAAUCGCAAAGGAUCUCUCAGCCGGACCAGUGGAGCAGCAGUGUCACUUUGUAUACAGUCUCGAUUUGCUGUCGAAAAAUACUCCAAAUGAUAUUCAAAACUGCGUCGACAGCCUUAAGUCCGAUGGGGGCUUCCUGCUACUGGAGGAAAUAGCUACCAAUUACACCCACAUUGGAAAGGAAAUUCUAAGCAAACUACAACUGGUGCCGCUAUUGGAGCAGUUCUACGGAGUGGAUCGAGUGCUGGUGUUGGCCAGAAAGGCAGUACAUAUUAAGACCAUUCCAUCCUCAACCCUUCACUUGACCAACGAGCAUUUUAAAUGGGUGAGUGACCUCAAGAGUGCUAUGCUAAGAUCCCAAGCCGAAAAGAGAAACCUAUAUUUGGUGGCCCAAGGCGAACCCAAUUCCGGGGCUUUGGGCUUGAUAAACUGCUUGAAGAGGGAGCCAGGUGGUAACUGCGUCCGUCUCUACCUCAUACUGGACGAGGGCUUACCUGCCUUCUCCUUAGAGGAACCCUUCUUUGCCGAUCAACUGGCCAAGGAUCUGUCCAUCAAUGUGUACAGGAAUGGCAGCUGGGGCAGCUUCCGUCAUCUCAAAAUGGAAUCUCAAUCUCCUCUUCUGCCCGUGGAGCAUGCCUAUGUGAAUACCCUGGUUAAGGGAGAUCUCUCAUCGCUGCGCUGGAUCGAGAGUCCUCGCACCAAUCCCAAUCAGUCCCACUUGGAGCCGUGUACCGUCUACUAUGCUCCUUUGAACUUCAGGGACGUGAUGCUGGCCUCGGGCAAGCUGGGCGUAGAUGCCCUGCCGGGAGACUUGGCCUAUCAGGAUUGUGUCCUGGGACUGGAGUUUUCUGGGCGGGACUCCCGCGGUCGCCGUGUCAUGGCCAUGGUCACUGCAAAAUCUCUGGCCACCAAUUGCCUAGCCAACAAAAAUCUGAUGUGGGAAAUUCCCAAGGACUGGACAAUGGAGGAGGCUUCGACAGUGCCUUGUGUUUAUGCCACAGUCUACUACGCAUUGGUUGUGAGAGGCCAAAUGAAGAAGGGCGAACGGAUCCUCAUCCACGCCGGUUCUGGGGGUGUGGGUCAGGCUGCCAUCUCCGUAGCCCUGGCUCAUGGACUCACAGUGUUCACCACCGUGGGUAGCAAGGAGAAGCGCGAAUUCCUCCAAAGACGCUUCCCCAAACUGCAGGCUCGCAAUAUUGGCAACUCCCGCGACACAUCCUUCGAGCAACUCAUCAUGAGUGAAACCCACGGAGAAGGAGUAGAACUCGUACUGAACUCCUUGUCGGAGGAGAAGCUGCAGGCUUCCAUCCGGUGCCUGGCACUCAAUGGACGAUUCCUGGAGAUCGGCAAGUUCGACUUGAGCAACAACACGCCCCUGGGAAUGUCCGUGUUCUUGAAGAACACCUCCUUCCACGGCAUCCUGCUCGACAGCAUAAUGGAAGGCGAGGAGGAGAUGCAGCUGAUGGUGGCCAAGCUAGUGGCGGAGGGCAUCAAAAAGGGAGCCGUGCGCCCCUUGCCCACCACUGUUUUCGCAGAUCAGGAAAUCGAGAAGGCCUUCCGGUUCAUGGCCUCUGGCAAGCACAUUGGCAAGGUGGUGAUCAAGGUACGCCUAGAGGAGGAGCAGCAGUCUGCCCUUCCGCGUCUCCGCCAGAUCCAGGCCAUUCCCCGUUCCUAUAUGCAUCCGGAGAAGAGUUACAUUUUGGUUGGAGGUCUGGGCGGAUUCGGUCUGGAGCUGGCCAACUGGCUUGUAUCCCGCGGUGCUCGCUUCCUGGUCCUAAGCUCCCGAUCCGGAGUGAAGAGCGGCUACCAAGCCCUGAUGAUCCGUCGUUGGCACGAGCGAGGUGUCCAAGUGCUCAUUGAUACCAAUGAUGCGACCACUGCCGCCGGAUGCCAAAAGCUUCUUGAGGUGAGCAACAAGCUGGCUUUGGUGGGAGGCAUCUUUAACCUAGCGGCGGUGCUAAGAGACGGACUAAUCGAAGAUCAGACCACUAAGAACUUUGAGCUGGUGACUGCGCCCAAGCUGCUGGCCACACAGCACCUGGACAGGAUAUCCCGAAGCUUGUGCCUUGCCCUAGAGUACUUUGUUUGCUUCUCGAGCUUGGCUUGCGGCAGAGGAAACCUGGGGCAGACCAACUACGGGUUGGCCAACUCAGCGAUGGAACGGAUCUGCGAGCAGCGGCAAGCGGAUGGAUAUCCGGGAACUGCCAUCCAGUGGGGUGCCAUCGGAGAUACUGGUCUCAUCAUCGAGCAUAUGGGAAACAACGACACUGUGGUGGGUGGCACCCUGCCCCAGCGAAUGAACAGCUGCCUGGAGACCCUAGACCUGUUCCUGCAGCAGCCUCAUGCCGUUAUGGCCUCCAUGGUGCUCGCAGAGAAACGCAAAACCGAGCAGGCCAACAGAUUGAGUCUGAUCGCCACCAUAGCCAAUAUCAUGGGCCUCCGGGAUGUGAAGAGCGUCUCCGAUAAGACCACCCUGUUUGAUCUAGGCAUGGACUCGCUGAUGAGCACGGAGAUCAAGCAGACUCUGGAGAGGCACUUUGAUUUGGUUCUGAGUGCCCAGGAGAUCCGCCAGCUCACCUUCAGCGCCCUCCGGCAAAUCGAUGCCCAGGAGCCAGUGACGCAGCCAUCUCCUGCCUCCUCUUCCACAUCGGCAGCCUCGCCGGAAGCCAAGGAGCAGGAGAAGGUGGCCAAUAGGCAGCAGCAGAGCGACGAAACGCGCAAGGUAUUCGCCAAGGAAGUAUUACCCCAGGAGGUGCUGGUGCGCCUCCGAUCGAAAGCUCCUGUGGCCAGCGAGGAUCCGGCGGUGUUCUUCCUGGCUCCGAUCGAGGGCUUCACAAUAGCCGUGGAGGCUUUGGCCUCAUCACUCACCUGCCCCGCCUAUGGACUCCAGUGCACUGAGCAGGUGCCUCUGGACUCCAUCGAAGCCUGCGCCGCCUACUACCUGCGCCAAAUUCAGAUGCUCCAGCCCCGAGGUCCCUACAACAUUGUCGGCUACUCCUACGGCUGCCUGCUGGCCCACGCCAUUGGGGUGGCACUGGAGCAGCGCCGAUUCGGGGUGAAGGUCAUUAUGCUGGACGGAGCUCCCACCAUAGCCAGUGGCUACGUCCAGGAGGCUAAAAAGCAGACGGACGACCUAAAUCGCCAGCAAUCCAUGACUCUUGCCUACUUCGGAGCCCUGCUUGCCGACGUGGACUACAACCAGCUGUUGCAACUCUUGGAUGGAGUGAAGACUUGGCCAUCUAAACUGGACAAACUCGCCGACACUCUGGCCGUGCACACGCAACAGACCAAAGAAGUUAUCAAGAAAGCUGCCUGCAUGUUUAAACAAAAGCUUUUGCUUUCGGAGAGCUACAAGGGAGCCAAGCAACUCCACAGCGAUGUGGUACUGAUCAAGUCGGCUGAGCACAAUGCCAUUAUGGCCCAGGAUUAUGGCCUCAAAGAGAUUUGCAGCGCCCAGAUCGACAUGCACGUGGUGGAGGGCACCCAUCGCACCUUCCUCAAGGAACCGCACACCCUACAGAUCAUCGAACAGGUUUUAAGGAAGCAACCCUAGUGGACUAGAUAUAGUUUUGAUUAGCUCUAUUAGUACGAUAAUUUUCAUGAUUUAUGCUAUAGAUAUUAAUGUAUCCCCUAUUCAUAAAAAUAUACGUAGCAAUCUCGUUGGGAUUGUUUAAGAAA
Messenger RNA from Drosophila bipectinata, 7626 nucleotides. RefSeq names its product Fatty acid synthase 2 (gene FASN2). Gene Ontology annotation, molecular function: oxidoreductase activity; fatty acid synthase activity; phosphopantetheine binding. The record is from RefSeq and is a predicted model, not a curated record. Gene Ontology annotation, biological process: fatty acid biosynthetic process. NCBI's taxonomy places the organism in Eukaryota, Metazoa, Arthropoda, Insecta, Diptera, Drosophilidae.